AUGUCCCUCCCCGCCAAAUACAAAGCCGCGAUCUACGAUGCGCCCGGCUCUAUCUCAACCAAGGUUGUCGAACUGGAGAUGCCCCAGCCGGGCGCGGGUGAAGUCUUGAUCAACCUCACGCACUCCGGUGUCUGUCAUUCCGAUCUGGGUGUUAUGACGAACUCCUGGAAAACGCUGCCAUUUCCCACUCAGGCAGGGCAAGUGGGUGGUCAUGAGGGUGUAGGAAAGAUUGUAAAGAUGGGUCCUGGAACAGAGAACUCAGCAGUCAAGAUUGGAGAUCGCGUGGGAAUCAAGUGGAUGGCGGGAAUUUGCGAGGCGUGUGAGGCUUGUAGAGCGGGAAUUGAUGCUUCGUGUUUCUCUGGUAAAGUAUCGGGAUACUACACACCAGGUACCUUUCAGCAGUACGUCCUCUCUCCUGCAAACUACGUCACACCCAUUCCCGAAAGCCUCGAUUCCGCAGCCGCUGCACCCCUCCUCUGCGCUGGUGUGACAGUCUACUCUGCACUCCGUAAGACAAAUGCCGAAUCGGGUGCUUGGGUCGUGAUUGCUGGUGCUGGAGGUGGAUUGGGUCACUUGGCCGUACAAUUCAGUGCUCGAGGAAUCGGCCACCGCGUAAUCGGCAUCGACCACUCUUCCAAGAAGGACAUCAUCAUGGAGAGUGGUGCCGAGCACUUCAUUCCUGUAGACGGCACAGAGAACAUGGUCGAAGCCGUUCAAGCCCUCACAAACGGCCUCGGCGCACACUCUGUCGUAGUAUGUACGCAAAACAACGCUGCGUACGCUCAAUCAGUCGAUCUACUUAGAUUUGGUGGUCGAGUAGUGUGCGUUGGUAUCCCUGAGGGCGAUGUUGUGCCCAUCAAGAGCGCGAACCCUGGUGUUUUAGUCGCCAAGUCGUUGCAGAUUGUUGGAUCAGCUGUGGGAUCGCGGAAGGAGGCUAUUGAAACCAUGGAGUUUGCGGCACGCGGAAUCGUCAAGACGCAUUUCAGGACGGAGAAGAUGGAUAAGCUCACAGACGUAUUCAACGAGAUGCAUGAAGGGAAGCUACAGGGCAGAGUUGUGUUGGAUAUGACUGAGUAG
Messenger RNA from Alternaria postmessia, 1077 nucleotides. RefSeq lists its product as uncharacterized. The record is from RefSeq and is a predicted model, not a curated record. NCBI's taxonomy places the organism in Eukaryota, Fungi, Ascomycota, Dothideomycetes, Pleosporales, Pleosporaceae. The coding region runs from base 1 to 1077 and encodes 358 amino acids. The transcript is spliced from 2 exons. Gene Ontology annotation, molecular function: oxidoreductase activity.